UGUGAUUUACAGGGACCUCAAAGAAUUGUUUAUUUUCUCUCACCUGACAAAAAGUCUGGAUGUGGUCAUAAGUGUCAGAGGUGUUGAUUCAUCAAGGAUUUGGACUUCUCAUCCCCCUCUCCCAUCCUUAGCAUGUUGUCCCCUCCAUGCCACAAGGUGGCUGCCACAGCUCCAUGAAGGGAUUGACGCAGCACCACUUUAUCAUAAGAGUAAAAGCUUUCCCAGAACUCUGCCACCAUAUUUUCCUUUAAAUUUCAUCGGCCAGAACCAAGUCACAUGCUCCUCCCACUUCAAGGAAGGCUGGGAAAUUGAGCAUUUGGCUAAGAUUGUCAUGGCUGCCUAGGAGCAAUCAUAGUUCAUCCUCUGGGGAUGGGCCCUCCACUCUCUCUGGGUUCAGGUGGCAAGGACAACAUCAUAAUCAGCAACUAACAGUGUUUGCUCUGGUCUGGCCGCAGAAAACUCUCCUUGAGCAGUGGUGUCCGUGGUCUGAGGCUCCAAAUGCUCACACCCAGGCAAACAGUGCCCUCUACAGAGCUCAGGAGUUGGGAUGCCAAGUUUGCCUCCUCUUGCGGUGAAGUGUCCUCCCUGCAUUGGUUUUGUCUCUCUGACAAGAUGAUGCCCAGGAGGGAGCACCAUUUCUCAGGUCCCCUUCACAUCUCUUAGGAUGGGCAAAACAGCAGCCAGAGCACUGACAAGUGCAUUGACGACUCUGACCAGCAGCUCUCCAGUGUCACUAGGCGUGGCAGCCUGGGGCCAGGUCCUCCUGGAAGGUCUCGGUAGAGUCUCUUCCUUGCCUAGUUGCCCAUACUGACUCAGUUGUGAACCCCCCUACUUAGGAAGGUGGGGGAUCACCCUAGCUCAUCCGCCAUAGCACUGGCCUCCUCAACCUCCAGCUCCUUACAUCCAUUUCUGCUAACAGGCUCGUCUAUCCAUCACUAAGUCUUCUCCUGAGAGCACUUUAUAGAUAUAUCUCUACUAUAAAUGCAUGAUUAUCCUCAUUGUAUAGAUGAGAAACUCAGUUUAGAGAGUUCACGUGACUUCGCCAAGGCCAUAAAACCCUGAGUGCCAGUCUGGGAUUCGAACCUGUAUAUAGAUUAUUCGAUGACUUCCAGAGCGGUCCAUCCACUGCGCUGUUUCCCUGCCGCAGGUCCUAGACUCCAGCUGUCUCCUCAGCAACGUCCUCCCAUAGAAAACGUCCUUGGAAAACGCUGACGGAGUCUUUUGAGCCUCGGCCGCACCCGUCACUCGCGCAGCAGCCGGAAGUAGCGGGCAGUUGGCCGGAAGUGGGGCUGUGAGGCCCGGGUGCUGCUGGAGGAGUCGCCGUGGCGCGGCAGACGGCGGGAGCUGGGCUCUAGUGUCGCGUCGCCCGCGCUCGCCAGGCUCAGUAUCUGGCACCAAUUCUGGCCCAGUCAUUUGUGAUCCAUGGCUCUUGUGAAAUGCCGAAGAUUUCCAGGCAGUUUCUGUGGAACGCCUCCCCAUCCAGCUGUAAUCAAGCACCAUGUAAACAAGAAAGUACCUGGUCAAACCUGUGAGGACUGUGUUCUGACUGCCAAAACGAUCAGUACUGACACCAGAAUGGCAGCCACUCUCAAGCUGUUAAAACCUUUAGUACGUCAAGCGUUUUGCAGUCCUUCUGCCUACAGUGCAACCCAAAGAGCGGCAUAUUGGAAUGUAGGAAGCUACACAUGGCCCAAGGGACAAGACCCUCCAGAACACAGUGGCCUCUGCCAUCCUACCAAAAAAGUUGAGAACAUUUGUACUACCUUCUCUUCUCGGAGAAUCCUGACAACCAGCAGUGCUCUCCCAAGUUUGGAAUUCAGUAGAGCUUCUGCCUCUAAGGCCAGCACGUUGAAUCCGGGCUCACCCAGGGCCAUGAGGAUUGAUAAAGAGGAUAUAGAAGCUUUUGAUUCCUUUAAAGACCCCCGAGUUUUCCUACAGCUAAGACCAGAGUACCAACUUCACAGCUAUAACAGAUCUGAGACUUGUCAGCCCUUGUCUGUUUCAGAAGGUGAACUAAUUUUGCACAAAGUUACAGUGUAUCGGGAUAAUCUCCAGCCUCAAAUCAUUGCUGAUUAUUUCUGUAAGCUGAGCUCUUUGCCUGCAGAGCAGCAUUCUGUUCUGCUAUCUAGUGCCAGCUUUGCUUUGCUCUGCCAGCUGAGUGUGAAAAACAUACAACUCUUUGACUCCCCAGAUCUGAUCAAUAUCUUGAAAGCCUUUGUCAGUUUAGGGAUCCCUCACUCCCAUCCAAUGUUAGAUGUGUAUGAAACCAACUUUUGCCAUAAGGUAUGGGAGAUGAGUCUGGAUCAACUUCUCUUGGUGGCUGACCUCUGGCGGUACUUGGGCCGCAAAGUACCUCGGUUUUUAAAAAUCUUUUUUAGUUAUCUUAAUUUGCACUGGAAAGGUCUAUCCUUGUCCCAGCUGAUUCAUUUAAUUUAUAUUAUAGGUGAAAGUCGUCAGGUACCCCAGGACCUAAUGCAAAAACUGGAAUCAUUGAUCCUCAAGUAUAUAGAUUUGAUCAAUUUAGAGGAGGUUGGUACAAUCUGUUUGGGGUUCUUUAAAUCAAGUAGUAGUCUCUCUGAAUUUGUCAUGCGGAAAAUUGGAGACCUGGCUUGUGCUGACAUGCAGCAUCUGAGUAGUUAUGCCUUAGUGAAUAUUCUUAAAAUGUUUCGUUUCACUCAUGUGGAUCACAUAAAUUUCAUGAAGCAAUUUGGACAGAUUGCUCCUCAGCGAAUUCCUUCCCUGGGAGUUCAGGGUGUCAUGCACCUGACUCUUGCCUGUUCAGCCUUACACUUCUUGGAUGAAGGGGUAAUGAAUGCCGUGGCUGCUUCUUUGCCUUCUAGGGUAGCAUACUGUCGAAGUAAAGAUGUUGCCAAGAUUCUGUGGUCAUUUGGAACUCUGAAUUAUAAGCCACCCAAUGCAGAAGAGUUUUAUUCUAGCCUGAUAAAUGAGAUUCACAGAAAGAUGCCUGAGUUCAACCGAUAUCCAGAACACCUGCUCACCUGCCUGCUGGGCCUGGCAUUUUCUGAAUACUUUCCGGUAGAGCUCAUCGAUUUUGCUUUGAGUCCAGGGUUUAUCAGGUUAGCUCAAGAGAGAAGUAAGUUUGAACUCACUAAGGAGCUGUAUACUCUUGAUGGUAUAGUUGGCAUUGAGUGUCCAGAUUACAGAGGCAAUCGUCUUUGUUCUCACCUUCAGCAAGAGGGGUCGGAAAUGCUAUGGAAUUUAGCAAGGAAGGAUAUGAUGUCAAAGCCUGAAUUCCUAGAAGCUCUCUUUUUACUUGAGACCAUGUUGGGUGGGCCUCAGUACAUCAAGCACCAUAUGAUUUUGACUCAUACCCGAUCUUCUGACUUAGAAGUCCAGCUUGAUGUUAACCUGAAGCCAUUACCAUUUAACAGAGAAGCCACACCAACUGAAGAUGUAGCCAAAUUAAGGCUUAAGCAUGUGGGAGUCAGCCUUACGGAUGAUUUGAUGAAUCAGCUACUAAAAGGGAAAUCAAGAGGGCAUUUCCAGGAGGAAGCUGAGUCAGAGACUGGGCAGCAGCCCAUGGAAUUAGAGAAGAAGGCAGCCAUACACUUGGGGGCCUCCUUUUGCAAUGUGGCAGACAGAUUGGGGGCCAUGGAGAUGGCUAGCCUGUGUCCCCCAGGCUACAUGCAGGCCCCACGAGUGAAACUGGCUGUUCAGUUGACAAACAAGAACCAGUAUUGCUAUGGUUCCAGGAAUCUGCUUGGACUGCACAAUAUGAAGAGGCGGCAGCUGAAUCGGCUUGGGUACCGUGUGGUAGAGUUAUCUCACUGGGAAUGGCUCCCACUACUGAAACGAACUCGCUUAGAAAAGCUGGCAUUCCUCCAUGAGAAAGUGUUCACCGCUGCUCUCUGAAGGACCUUUGGGGCAUUUCUACUCAAAGACUGUAGAUGUGCCCUGUACCAGAUGUUAUGAAACAGUUAUAAAAGCCAGAAUGUAGGUUUGAUAAUAAAAUCACCUGUGGAGGAGACUUAGUUGUGCUCUUGUCCGUGGCAGAUUGAAGCUAGUGUAUGUCACUGUGAAUUAAUUGUAACCUGGUCCAGUUGUACAAAUUGCUGCGAAUUUGUGCUGGUAAAUAAUAAACAUCUUAAAGUGUCCUAUGGUC
Molecule: messenger RNA, 4123 nt
Organism: Equus quagga
Lineage: Eukaryota; Metazoa; Chordata; Mammalia; Perissodactyla; Equidae
Product: RING finger protein 37
Exons: 2
Coding region: 1423-3873 (816 amino acids)
Biological process (GO): regulation of mitochondrial mRNA stability; protein polyubiquitination; mitochondrial RNA processing
Cellular component (GO): nucleus; mitochondrial matrix; ribonucleoprotein granule
Molecular function (GO): RNA binding; ubiquitin-ubiquitin ligase activity; ubiquitin protein ligase binding
Source: RefSeq, a predicted model, not a curated record